Messenger RNA from Plectropomus leopardus (leopard coralgrouper), 2222 nucleotides. RefSeq names its product transmembrane protein with EGF-like and two follistatin-like domains 2a (gene tmeff2a). The record is from RefSeq and is a predicted model, not a curated record. Gene Ontology annotation, molecular function: protein binding. Lineage: Eukaryota; Metazoa; Chordata; Actinopteri; Perciformes; Serranidae.
GAGAGAGAGAACUCGCUGCGCCUCUGAACGCACCGCACAUACAAAGUAAACGUGAGGACCGCUCCGCUCGUGCAGGAGGUCUGCCCGUUUCACCCGUUGGAUACUAUCACGCAACUGCCGUCGUCUCCAAAUCCUGUCCGUAGGAUACUCUGGCUCUCAGUUUUACAGUUUUAUUACCUACCUUUUUUUUCUAUCACCCCCCUUUUUUUCUUUCUCAUCUUUACCCCCCUUCUCCUCAUCCUUGAGCAUCCUCCCCUCCUCGCAAGUCUUCCUGCCUGCCUGGCUAACUUUUCCACCCGACUCCAUCCCACCUCCAUCGCUCACCUCGGCAGUUUCCCCCCCUCUCUUCUUCUCCUCCUCCUCCACCUCUCUACAGCCUAUACCCCCCUGGAUCGGGCGGAACCCAUUUGGUCAAGUCUACACACGGGGACUACUGCUACAUGGGGCGCACGGGCUCGCACGGAAAAUGGUCUGCUGUCGGUGUCUAGGCGCCCCGCUGAACCUGCAGGGAUUGGAGUUGUCGGUGCGAGUCUGCGUCUCUACUUCCCCACCUCCUCGCCUGUGCUGUCGGGGCCAGUGAGAUAUGGGUCCCUCCGUGGCGGCGCAGGCACCGCUCGCGGAGCCCCGGCGGCUGCGCCAGUGGAGCGGGACGGCGGGAGGCUGGCUCAGGAUCACACUCGUCUCCUUUCUCGCCACUUUACCUGUGGAGCAGCUGCGCGCCUUCCCGUCCUCCCUCAGCGACUGCCAGACGCCGACCGGCUGGAACUGCUCCGGUUUUGAUGACCGGGACACAGAUCUGUUCUUGUGCGACACCAACACAUGCAAGUUCGAUGGAGAGUGUCUAAGAAUUGGGAACAUGGUGACGUGCAUUUGCGACUUCAAGUGCAACAAUGACUAUGCCCCGGUGUGCGGCUCCAACAAUCAAAACUACCAGAACGAGUGUUUCCUGCGCAGGGACGCCUGCAAGCAGCAGUCUGAAGUACUUAUUAUGUCAGAAGGUGCCUGUCCUGCAGAUGCAGGCUCAGGAUCAGGAGACGACGGAGGAGAAGGCUCAGCCGAGGCAGGGCAGAAGGAAACGUCCACCUGUGAUAUUUGCCAGUUUGGGGCUGAGUGCGAUGUGGACGCAGAGGAUGUUUGGUGUGUUUGCAACAUCGACUGUUCCCACAUCAGCUUCAACCCGGUGUGUGCCUCAGACGGUCGCUCCUAUGACAACCCCUGCCAGGUGAAGGAGGCAUCCUGUCAGAAGCAAGAACGCAUCGAGGUCAAGUACCUGGGCCACUGCCAAGGUGACAUCAAAGGUGGAGAUGGACACUUUGCACGGACCGACCUCACGGUAGAGGAAAAAGAGGAUCCGCGAAACGAGCUGGCCCGCGGCCUGUACAUCCCCUGUCCAGAUCACUACAAAAACUACUGCGUCCACGGAGAGUGUCAGUUCCCCAGCAUCCAGGCACAGCCCUCCUGCAGCUGUCACUCGGGUUUCAGAGGCCCCCAGUGUGACAUCAAAGAGUACAAUGUGCUCUAUGUGGUGCCGGGCUCUGGCAAACUGCACUACGUCCUCAUCGCCUCUAUCAUCGGAGCACUCCAGGUGGUCAUCAUCUGUGUGGUGGUGCUCUGCAUUACCAGGAAGUGCCCCCGGACCAACAGGAUCAACCGGCAGAAGCAAAACAAUGUCCACUUCAGUACAGAGAACACCAUGCGCGCCUCCACUCGGCUGAUCUGAGCCCAGACACACCGGACAGAGUCCCCCUCCACUUUACGGAGCGCUGUGGCGUUAGAUGUUCCCCCUUGUAGGCCAACCCCGAAAAAUUAGGAUCUGCUUCCCCUCACUCCUCGCCCCCUCUCUCCCAGUAUGAACUCUAAGGAUGCCCAGGGAGGAUGGUGGCACAGCAAAGACAGAGCUGGCGUACCAGUCAGUGACGAGACUCACAUGUCGGGGCCAUGUUGACAUCAGUCCCCACCACCGCCGCCGACCCCCCCCAAACAGUUGCAGAUGUGUCUCCCUGCACCUUGUCUCUUCCGUCCAGGGGUUUUCUGAAAAACUGAACCAUAGGGUGUUGGGGGCGGCAUCGAGGAAUGAGAGUGAGCGUGUGUGUGUGAAUGUGUAUUAGACGUGUGAGCUUUGGUAGAGGCGGGCUAGCCGGUGUCUGUCGUUUCUAGAUGAGGGGUUAAAGCAAAACGGGGUAGUGCAAAGCAGGGUAACGGGCUUUAAAUGAGGUGUGUGU